AUGUCUGCCGCAGAGCGCAACACGGAAAUAUGGUCCACAAGGCUGCAACGCGAAUUGUUGGCUCUGACGACGGACAAUGCGUCACCCGAAGCCCAAGAAGAAAUUAUGAGCGUGCUUCCCAAAUUUGUCAGCGUCAAGGAUCACGAACUCAGUAUUGAAAAAGGAGUCUGCAUUGUUUCGUUUUAUGUUAGACCAAACGAAUCCAUGACCAAUCCAAUCAUCGUGUCACUAGACACCUCGCUUCAACGAAAGGAUACUGGAGAAUUGGAUCCUUUGGCAGUGGCUUAUCCAUUUUUGAAGCCUCUAGCCAUUCUCAAGUCUGGAUCGAAAUGCUUUCCCAAGGCAUCUACCAUUAGGGAGGGAGAUUAUAUUGAUAUUGAAAUGGACUGGACUCCCAGUUUGCACCUCACGGACGCCAUUUUGAAUAUUGGGCUCAAGAUUAAAGAGAGCAUUCUUCAAAAUGAACCGUUUCAUCCUGCCAUUAUUGAGGAUCCAAAGAUGGAUCCAUUGGGAGAAAUGGCAAGCACGGCGAGGCGAAUGGCUGCUUCUGCCAAGAGUUCGCUCAAUAAACUCACCAAGACUAGUGAGCCCCCUUCCCCCAAGAAGCGCACGAUGCGAAAGAAACGAGGAAAGAGAGAUCAAAUUCGAAUUGGUGACGAAAUUAGCAUGUUGGAUGCGCCAUGGGUGGAUUGUCAAGGAGUCUAUUCGUGUAAGGCUAUUCGACGACCAACGUUCGUGGAAGAAGCUAUGGCCAAGGCUGCCAAGAACAAGGAGGCUGCAGAAGCGGCCGCCAGUGCAAGCGCGGGUACCCUUGCAGGGACUUUUCGUAGUAUUGCUAACUCGGCUCGUGGGGUGCUAGAAGAAUCUUUCUUGAUGGUUACCGAACAACACAUUAUUGAAAUGAGAUCCAACAAACUGAACCUGAGUACAGGCGUCAUCACCUUUGCCAUUCCAAUCGAAAUGUUGGCCAAGCUUAAAUUCAGACGGCAGGAGUCCUUGUCACUGUUUUUCAAACCACAACCCGAUGAUCCCCUAAUUUUCAUGUGUCCCGACUCUUCGGACUGCGUUCACCAAAUUCAAUCUGUUUUGAAGAGACAUGGAGUCAAGGGAAAGCACACAAACGCAGCAACCCACAGAGCAAUCAACCAAGCUCUUCAUUUGGUCCAAGAAAUUCAAACUAUGGAGUUGGCGCUGAAACACGAUCCAUCCGUCGAACGAGUGAAUGAAAUUAUGGACCUUUACCGACAAGCUGCCGAACGAUUUGAGAGUGCAGGAGAUGUUCGCCACGAAGAAGUGGUCACUCACAUGAGAAAAUUCUUGGCCUUGCCGUUGACUGUUGGCAUCUUGGAUGGAAGCUAUCAAGCUACCAACCAAGAAGAGGAUUUGCAACAGGCUGGGGAAGAUGGAGAAAUGGAGGGCGUUGUAUUGGAGACCAAGCCGUCGGAAGAUGAAGCAGAAGCAUCAGAAAAGAAAGAAGCAGUGCCAGCAGCGGCUCCGGCACCCGCUGGCCCAGAGACUGUCCCUACAAAAGAGGAACCAAAGGAGGAAAACGCACCAAAGGAAAUGGAGAAACUCGUACCAGAAGGAGUGCCACUCGAUUCAGAAGCAAAUGUUCUACUGAAACUGCGAAUGUCUGCAGCCAAUAAUGACGACAAAGCAUUCCACGAUAAUAUGGAAUCUAUUUUGAGGGAAGCCGAGGCGGAUUUGGCCGGCUUGAAGGACAUGGAAGGAGACGCUGAUCCUGAAUUGGAAAUCAUGAUGGAAGAAACUGAAGACUAUGAUCCAGAUAACGAUGCCAUUGCGGACUUUGAAAAUAUGCUCAAGGCUGCUGAUGAUGAGUUGGCCGCUCUCAUGAACUCAUAA
Cylindrotheca closterium is the source of this 1863-nucleotide messenger RNA. The record is from the annotation of a GenBank genome assembly. NCBI's taxonomy places the organism in Eukaryota, Bacillariophyta, Bacillariophyceae, Bacillariales, Bacillariaceae.